GCUAAGUUAAAAUAGAAUUUGUAGGGGACGAUCAUCUUGCUUAGUUGAAUUGUUCUGGGGAUUGAAUGACUUACAAAGCAAUAAAGAAGGAAAUGCUGGUGAUAAUACCUGAGCAUCACUGCAGUAUUCUUAUGCCAAAGAUACAGUUUGCAGUUUUCAGCCAAGAGCCAAGUGGUAUCUUGAUUAUGUCUGAAGUUCAUGUUCCAGUUUCAUGCAGAUAUAGAGGAUUACUGAUCCAGAGGAGGUGGAUGGCUGGCCUGUUGUCUUUGGGUAUUUAUGUUGAUUGACGAAUCCCAGUAUCCCACCUAUAUGAGCUGCUCAAUUGGGAAGAUCUAAUAGUUUGUUUAGUUCCAGUUGGUGCAUGUGGGAAUCCCUACAAUCUCAGCUAUCCGAAUCAAAGGAUGAAAUGAUUCUUUAUUCCCAAAAUUGUGAUUGUAUGGGGCAUUGAUAUUGAUAUGCCCCACCUCUAUAUGUUUUGGAAUUUGUUAGUAUUGAUCAGCAUCAGUGUUUGCUAGCGUUGUAUGUGAUUUCCAUAACAAAAAGAACCUAUGUCUAAUUAUAAAUGAAACUGCAGGGAUUUGAAUAUGACUCAUAGCAGCUUCCUUUCAUAGAUGUGUCAGCCAGGAAUUGCAGCUUGCAACUGCAUUUUAUGUUGCAGAAUUCGGCUGGAAGGUACAAAAAAGGCUGGUAUCGAAAUGGUAUGGAAAUUGGAAUGGACAAAUAUUUGUCAGUACCUCGGAAGCCCAAGUUUUCUCUCUGAUCUUGCAUCUGAUAGUUCUCCAGCAUAUUCUGAUUUUUUUCAAAAUCAACUUGGGAGUGAUGUUGGCAAGACGGCAGUUUUGGAAAAGGAAGCUAGGCUUUUAGAAUGGAUGAGGUUAGAAUGCUAUAAUCAUGGCUUGUGACUAAUGCUAUGAAGUAUGGCCAAAGAAGAUGCUCUUAGUUUUCCCUCAAGAAGAUAGAUGCUCUGAGUUAAUGCAUCCUUGUAACUACUGCUAUCGGAACACUUAGCUGAAGACGAUGUUCAAGUUCACUAAUAUUUUUUCUGAGCGUGGAGCACACAUCAAAUGUGGAGAAGCUGACAGCCGAUGUAAACUGCAACCUGCAAAUUUGGAUUAUCGCUCAAGUUUAUGUGGGAUGCACUGCUCAAGCUGCAGUAGCUGCCAUUGAGGUCUCAAUACCACCAGAGACUUCAAUAUUUUGGACUGGCAUGGAUAGAAGAUGCUGGGGUAUGAUGAACAACGAAAUUCUGCAACAUCAUUUGAAGAAUUAUUCCGCUUUAUUUACUUUCUUCCCAUUACUUUUGCAAGCGUAUCAAUGCAACUAGCUAAGCUAAGGAAUAGUCACUGUACAUGGUUCAUGUUUUAACCCUUGAGCCACCUCAAAUUGCAACCACGAUUAUUCUGUGUUAUGAUGCCCUUUCUGAUAACUCGGGUUUGCUGAGAAAAUAUGCACGAGUUAACCUGCGGUACUCGUGUUAGCCUUCCAUUUUCAGAGGAUUCCUACGGUGGCACUGCCCUGUGUGGCUGUGUCCAUAGCUUGUCUUGUUGCUCUUUAGAUGAAUUCUUAUGCCCUCUUUUAUAAUUUCAUGGCUAAUCUCGAUUGCAUUUACUCCCCUUGUCCAUUAGAAACAAGCAAGCCACAGUAAUUGCAUUUCAUUUGUUGGAGAUAAAAGUGUGAAAACAAUACCAAGAUAAUCUAGAACUUAGCGGCUUGGGAGCAGGAGCCUCUAGUGGCCGGUUUGUUGGCACCCCGCUCUCUUUCACUGCUUGUUGGCCCCACCAGGCCACAGCACUAUCUUCCCUCGCUCUCGCCUGCCAAAUCGCCAGAGAGAGACUCCAAAUUUCGAAAUCCGGCCUUCCCCCCACCCACGAUUCACCGCCCGAAAAUUUGAAAUCCUUUUCUCCUCCCCGACCUCCGACCUCCGAGCCGCGCCCCCCCCGAUGGCGGAUCCGCAGCCUGUGCUCACGCUCCUGGUGCAGAAGGGCCCCUGCAAGGGUGAGACCCGGCGGGGCCGCGCCGGCGCAGCGCUCCGCGUCGGCCGCGUCGCCAAGGGCAACGACCUCGCCGUGCGCGACGCGGGCGCGUCGCAGAGCCACCUCUCCGUCGAGUUCCUCCAGCCGCCCGCGGCCCGGUGGGCCGUCACCGACCUCGGCUCCUCCAACGGCACCCUCCUCAACGGGGCGCCCCUCGUGCCCACCGUCCCCGCCCCGCUCUCCCACGGAGACCUCAUCAAGAUCGGGGAGAGCACCGUGCUCUCCGUCUCCAUCUCGGCCGAUGAGGGCCCGGGACCGGCCCCCGCCGCUACUAGGCGGUCCGCGCGCAACGCAGCGGUGGCGGCGGCGGAGGAGGAAGAGCAGGGCCCCGCCCCCGCGGUUACGCGCAGGACCGGGCGGAAGAAGGCUGCUGCUGCUGCGGCCCCCGAAGCAGAGAAGGAAGUGAAGGAAGAAGCUGCAGUUCCGACGCGCCGUGGCGGGCGGAAGAAGGCCACGGAUCCCCCAGAUGCCGAGAAGGAAGUGGAGGAGGAAGCUGCAGUUCCGACGCGCCGAGGCGGGCGGAAGAAGGCCACGGAGCCCCCUGAUGCCGAGAAGGAAGUGGAGGAGGAAGCUGCAGUUCCGACGCGCCGGGGCGGGCGGAAGAAGGCAGUGGAGCCCCCUGAAGUGGAGACGGAGGAAGAGGAAGAAGUGGCAGUGCCGCGCCGUGGCGGGCCGAGAAAGGCUGCAGCGACGGCGGCCCUUCCACCACAGCCGCAAAAUACGAGGUCAACGAGAGCUGCUGCUAGGAGAGGUCAAGCGGUGGAGAGUGGAAACGAUGAGGGGAAGGUGGAUGGGACCGGAAGGGGGCAAGUACGGGCUACAAGAGCAAGUGCAAGGAAAGCUGCACAAGCUGUUCCUGAGGAGGAUGAAGAGGAGGGAGAGGUGCCUGUAACCAGAGAUCGGGUUGGGCAUCCUCCAAAGGCGACAGAUGCCAAAGGUGGUGAAGAGGAGGAUACGGUAGAAACCAGAGAUGGAACUUCAAAUACAUCAGAGGAGGUGCCCGUGGCUGGGAGAGGACGCGCUAAGGGUAGCAGAGGAGGCCGAAGAAAGGCUACAAGGGCAAGCGCAAGGAAGGCUGAGGAUGCAAUUAUUGAGGAUGACGAUGAAAAGGAGCAAGAGGAGAGUGGUGUGGCUGAUGUCAGAGAAUGCAGGGGCAGUCCAUGGAGGUUGAUGGCAGCAAAUGAUUGUGAUGAGGAGGAUAAGGUGGCAACUGGGGACAACAAGUUGGAUAGAACCUCAAAGGCAUCCACAGAGGAUGAGAAGAUGGUGGAUGUGGAGGAGGAGGAUGCAUUGGCUCCGAAAGGGUGGACAGGGAGGGCAAUAGAGGGGAGGGUCAAUGCUCAGCAUGCUACUGCCAACAACGAUGGCAUGGAGGAAGGGAAGGGGAAGGAUUCGAGCAGGGGAGGGGAAAAUGAAGUUAAUAACGAAUUGAGGGAAAGAAUGCUGCCAGAAUCAAAGCUGGGGGGUGUUGGAGAAGAGGAAGAGAAUGACAAGAGGGAAGCCCUUGGUGGCAGUGUGGAGGAAGGGCUUGGGGAGGAGCGCACUGGGAGAAGCAGCUUGGAGAAUAUGACAUUGGGGGAGUGGUUUGUUCGGAUCGAGAAAUACCUUCUAGCAAAGAACGAGGAGGCUGCUGAAAAGACGAUAGCUGAAGUGCGAGAGAAACAUCGGUGUUUUUGCGAGCAUCUUAAAACACUCAAUAUGAGUUCCGAUCCUUCUUGAGACUCCAUGGAUCAUCUGGAACUAUUUUGGUCAGUCUAUCGUUGGGUGAUUUGGUGACACCCGGAUAUCACAAUGAAGACAACAUUUUGCUUAAGUGUCACAAACUGUAGGUUUGUGGUUUAACCACCAUUAGCAGGGUGAUGAUUGCACAAGUUGUUUGUCCCAGACUUAGUAGUUGCCUAAUUAGUAGUAUUUGUGAAUGUGAUGAGAACGCAUUACUAGUAUAUAUAUAAAGCUCCAGAGUUUAAUUUCCAUGUAAUUCAGCGUUGAAUCCAGUAGGGUUGCUUCUGUAAGCCUGUUCCUCUAUGAUAGUUAACUGUAAUAUAUCCUGUUAUUUUGUAUCUCUGGACAAUAUUGCAUCAACAUGAGUCUGAAAAGCAACUGGAGGUAGUCAUGAUUACUCUGGGUUC
Messenger RNA from Setaria italica (foxtail millet), 4162 nucleotides. RefSeq names its product ABC transporter F family member 4. Gene Ontology annotation, molecular function: mRNA binding; protein binding. The transcript is spliced from 4 exons. The record is from RefSeq and is a predicted model, not a curated record. The coding region runs from base 1941 to 3752 and encodes 603 amino acids. Lineage: Eukaryota; Viridiplantae; Streptophyta; Magnoliopsida; Poales; Poaceae.